AUGGAAAACAUCAUUGCUCGUGAGAUUGUUCUGUCAGCGUUGCCAGACCAUGACUCGUGUAUUGCUUUGGCGAUUGAGCAUGUUGCCACAUCAGGUAAUAUACUCUGCAGGAUGAUUGGAGCCACACUUGAUGGCAGCCUAUGUCCGAUGAUUGCAAAUUGCCAUGACAAGCUGAAGUACUUGGAGACCACUUUGGCGUUGGAGAUUGCUGUGCUACAUUUUCUUCACGGACAUCACUGGCAGGCCUUGUGCACAUUGAAGAGACUCUGGAGAAAGCGCUGCCCUCUGCACUUACUGUGA
Molecule: messenger RNA, 300 nt
Organism: Symbiodinium necroappetens
Lineage: Eukaryota; Dinophyceae; Suessiales; Symbiodiniaceae
Source: the annotation of a GenBank genome assembly